This is a messenger RNA of Perkinsus marinus ATCC 50983, 1316 nucleotides long. Its product is annotated as acyl-CoA dehydrogenase, putative. The transcript is spliced from 14 exons. NCBI's taxonomy places the organism in Eukaryota, Perkinsozoa, Perkinsida, Perkinsidae. The record is from RefSeq and is a predicted model, not a curated record. Bases 19 to 1257 code for a protein of 412 amino acids. Gene Ontology annotation, molecular function: oxidoreductase activity, acting on the CH-CH group of donors; flavin adenine dinucleotide binding.
CUAGUCUCUGUUUGAAAAAUGGCUAGAUUCGAGCCCUUCGGAGAUCAGCACAAGUUCUGUGAGCCGUCUUGGUAUCAAGGUGCCUUUACGCCUUACUAUACGGCUUCACAUGCUGAGUUCAGGAAACGUGUGAGGGACUUCGUGAUGAAAGAGAUCGACCCUUACGCUGAGAGUUGGCUUGAAAAAGGCGGCUACCCUCUGAGCAUCCACAAGAAAAUGUACGACGCUGGACUGCAACAAGCUGUACUCAGAGUCCCGUCUGAGCUCAGCAAAACGCCACUAGAAGAAUAUGACAUCUUCCACGAGAUAAUAUUUUUCGACGAGAUGGCUAGAGCGGAAUGUUAUCCGCGCAUGAUAAGCAUCGAUUCCAUGGCUUUGCCUCCACUCAUUAAGUACGGCCCGGCUCAUUUACGCGAAAAGUUAGUGCCGCAAGUCGUGAGUGGGGAGAAGCAUAUUGCCCUUGGUAUAACAGAACCCACUGCAGGGAGUGACGUUGCACAAAUCAAAACAACAGCUGUCAAACGGGGAGAUGAGUAUGUUGUAAACGGGCAGAAGAAAUGGAUUACUGGUGGUUUGAUCGCGGAUUACAUAACGCUGGCUGUCCGCACUGGCUCGGAGGGGAUGAACGGCAUAUCCCUUUUAUGUGUUGACAUGAAGUCGCCUGGCAUCACGGUCCGUGGACUUCCUACGAUGGGGGACACCGAUUUGAAGUCCACCUUUGUAACUUUCGAUGAUGUGAGAGUGCCUGCCGAAAAUCUGAUUGGUGUGGAAAACGGCGGUUUCAUUGCUCUCAUGGAGAACUUCAACCAUGAGAGGUUGUUGAUAGCCGUCGGUGCUGCUAGGGGAGCUCGGCGAUGCUACUCUCUAGCAUUGAAGCACGCGAUGAAGCGUAAGACUUUCGGGAAGAAGUUGAUUGAACACCAAGUGAUCCGCUAUAAGCUCGCCGAAAUGGCUAGAAUGGUGGAGUCACUAUGGACUGAGGUGGAACAUGUUGGCCUGCAGUUCAAGCAGAGAGUUCCCGAUCGUCAACUGGGGGCUGAUUGUGCUAUUCUCAAGGUUAACGCGUCUAAGGCAUUCGAGUACUGCGCCAGAGAGGCAGUCCAAAUCUUCGGUGGUGCUGGAGUGACGAGGGAAGGUCAGGGACGUUAUGUGGAACGCUUAUACAGGAGUGUCCGUUUGAGUGCUAUACCCGGAGGAAGUGAAGAGAUACUUCUUGAUUUAACUAUGAGGAUGGUUGCAGCUAAGGCACGCAGCUAGAUGCUGUGAAUCACGAAUCGUGGAAGAUGGAUGACCAUGAUUGUUUCAAUUUUUUUUUC